Molecule: messenger RNA, 939 nt
Organism: Cryptomeria japonica (Japanese cedar)
Lineage: Eukaryota; Viridiplantae; Streptophyta; Pinopsida; Cupressales; Cupressaceae
Exons: 1
Coding region: 1-939 (312 amino acids)
Source: RefSeq, a predicted model, not a curated record
AUGGAAGUACAUCAUGAAUUGGAUUAUAAUCAAUCAUCUUUAGUGGCUGAAGCAUGUGUAGAACAUUUCAAAAUAAGGAACAAAAUAGGGAGAGUAACCAUAGGAGAUAUUCAAGGUGUGCAUGAUGAGGGAAUUGACAUGUGGAAAACAAUUUUGAGCCAGCAAAAGAAAGCCGAGGAGGAAAUACAGAAAGAAGUGAAACAAGGACAAGAUAUAGCUGCUCAAGAAAAGAGAAAAGGAAAAGACAAGGACACCACUGAUGAGUUUGAUGCAUUUAUAGUUGAAGAUAUCAUAGGUGAUGUUGUGUCAGAUAUUCCUAAUCUAACAAAGGAUGCAGAGCCACUGGUUGAACAAAAAUCAACUAUUAAAACUAUUGAUAUUAAUAAUACACCGGCAAAGGGAACCGAUCAAACCAAGCAUUCUGGAGAAGAUGAAGUUACAAUUGUGGACAUCCCUUAUGAGGAAAAACCUCAAAGGAAUCCGGUCACAAUAAAUAUUCCCACAACACACCCUACUAGCAACGAACCUCAUUUGCCAAAAAAAGGGUUAGAGCAAGAAAACCCCAAGAUGAUAGAUUCAUCAAUACUAUUUGUAGAUGAAACAAAGGAGAAGGAACAAGAAAAGAAGGAAGUAGAAAAGAAAAUAGAAAGGAAGGAAACAAAAUCAACUGGUAUUGGUUUAGGAGAGACCAAGGAACUGAAACAAGAGAAGAAGAUAGAAGAUUUUUCAUCUGGUCAACUUGAAGGUGGUCAGAAAACAGUGGUGGAUACUCCUCCAGUAAAGAGGAAGUUAGUUUUAGAAAAGGAAACUGAGAAAAAGAAAGCUAAACUCCCCACCUCAUCCAACUCCGAGGUAGAAGCUGAAGUAGAAGAACAAGAAAUAGAGGAGGAAGAAGGGGAAGACUCAGUAAUUGAUAUCAAGAAGAUGACCCCCAAAUAG